GAUUUGGCAGGGUUUGUGUAUUUGAAGUUAUUAAAAGCACUGUCAAUAUCUUGGAAAAACUUUUGUGCUUUAAAUAAGUCUAAUAUCAGAUAGUAGAUCUAGGGACAUACAUAUAAUGAAUUGUAACGAAUGGAGGCCUCAAGAAAAUAUUUUAUUGUCAGUAAAGGAUGUGUUACAAGAAGCUUUAAUACCAGACAGCGAAGUUCAGAAAAAUGUGCAAGAGAAAAUCAAUAUUAUUCAAAAUUUAUCAGACUUCACAUACUAUCUGUUAUUUAUACUUGGAAACCCCAGCUUUUCCGAAGAUAUUAGAUCUCUUAGUGGAAUUUUACUGAAGAAUAAUUUGGCAACCACAUAUGGAAAUCUAAGUUUAGAAAGUGUAUCCAAACUUAAGCAAGAGUGUUUGCAUCUGUUAAAUGAUUCAUCUCGUGAAGUCAGAAUUAGCAUUUCCAAUGUCAUUGUUGUUAUAGCACGAGAUCAUUUGAAAUCGUGGCCUGAAUUGAUACCCAUUUUACUGAAAAACUUUAUUGCUCAAAAUGAAUUUAGUGAAGUUGCGUUGACAACUCUUUUUAAAAUUUGCGAGGACUUAAUUAAUAAUCAAAAAUCUCAGGAAGAAAUUUAUAAGGUAACUAAAGAAGUGUUUCCCAAAUUCAUUGAAUAUCUUUCAAAAGAAGACUGUCCGAUGCAUUUAGAUAUAGUGAGAUUGACAAAUCAGUUUCUACAGGACUUUUUCCCACUAAUGACACAGUCUCUUGACCUAGGAUUGUAUUUGAAACAUGUCAUGAAGUUAGCUAACACAGAUGACAUUGAACUUCAAAAAUAUGUGUGCCACACUUUUGUCAUUUAUGUGGAUAAGCAGGAGGGAUCUCUAUUGCCUCAUUUGCACAAUGUCAUUUUGUAUUUAAUGGAUAAAUGCCAACAUGAAGAUCAUGAUGUGGCACUGCAAGCAUGUGAAUUUUGGUUAGCAACAACAAAAUUGACCACUUGCAAGGAAAUUAUUUCACCUCAUAUCAACAAAUUGCUGCCCAUUUUGCUAAAAAAUAUGCAUUACUCAACGGUUGAAUUAAAUCUUAUCAAAGAUCGCUUGGGUUCAGAUGCAAAUAAUAAAGAUUUGCCCCAAGAUAUUUCUCCAUUCCACGUAAAAGACAGAAUUAGCCAAGAGGAUGAUUAUUACAGCGAUGGAGAUGAUGACACUGAAGGACAAGGGGACGAUUUUGAUGACUUUUAUAUGGGUUGGACUUUAAGGAAGUGUAGUGCUGCAUCGCUGGACUCAUUGGCCUUAAGGUUUGGUGAUGAAUUGUUGCCAAUAUUAGUUCCAUUUAUAAAUGAAAUGCUAAUGCAUUCUGACUAUUUGGUUAAAGAAUCAGCAAUUUUAGCACUUGGAGCAAUAGCUGAGGGAUGCUUGACUGGUCUGAAAGCACAUCUGCCUGAAUUGUUAAAUUUUCUUCUGCAGUCAAUGAAUGACGAAAAUUCUGUGGUUAGAGUUAUAACUUGUUGGACAUUGAGUCGGUAUGUUACAUGGAUAAUUAAUGUUCACCCUGAUGCUCCUCAUACUUACUUUAUACCCGUUAUGACAGUUCUGUUAAAGCAUUUUAUUGAUGAUAAUAAGAGUGUGCAAAGAGCUGCAAUCUCAGCUUUUUGCAUUUUUCAGGAAGAAGCUCAAUUAAAAUUAGUCCCCUAUAUAGAUUUCAUUUUGGAUGGAUUUUGUUUGGGAUUUGAAAAAUUUCAUUGCCGCAGUUUGUAUUUACUGUAUGAUGCAAUUGGGGCAUUAGCUCAAUCAGUGGGCAAUAAUUUGAGCAAACAAGGUUAUGUUGCUAAGCUCUUGCCCCCUCUAAUGAUGAAGUUCACGGAAAUAGAUAGUUCUUAUGAUGACCAUUUUAUUGCUGUCUUAGAAUGUCUAGCUAAUGUGAUCCCAGCUUUAGAAGAGUCCUUCUUACCAUACGCAGAAACAGUUUUUUUUCAUUGUUUGCAGCUGAUUCAUGAUACUCUAAUUUCUUGUAUAAAUUACCAGGAACAUCCGAAUGAAUAUGAUCCGCCCGAUAAGGAACCCAUGAGUGUAGCCCAUGAUGUUUUGUACAGCAUGGCAUUAGGACUUAAAUCUCAUUUUGUCAAAUUUGCAACAAAUAGUAACCUAGUUCCUUUACUUUACACAACUAUGCAAGAUGGCUCUAAUUUAAUCAGGCAAACUGCUAUAGCCUUGUAUGGGGAAUUACUUUCUCUUUGUUACCCAUUUUUAUCUUCCAAUAUUAAUGAAUAUUUACCAUUAAUUAUUAAAAACUUGGACGAACACAGCGAUGGUGUAUGUAAUAAUGCAGCAUGGGUUGUCGGAAAAUUGUGUUUAGUUAUGGGCAUUGAUAUUCAACCAUACUUGCCAGAAAUUUUGAGUAGGUUUGUUCAAAUACUUCGUAAUCCAGCGGUUGCUCGGACUAUGCACCAAACAGUUGCAAUUUCUCUUUGCAUUAUAUUUUUCGUUUGUCCAGAUAUAGAUGUACCUGAAUUAGACGCUAUUGUUAAAAACUGUUGCAUGUUGAUUCGAAAUGUACGUGACUCUGAUGAGAAAGAUUGGGCCUUUCGUGGUCUGUGUCAGAUAAUCUUUCGUCAUCCGGAAUUUAACAAAAAUUAUUUCAUAUUUUUCUGUGACGCGUCAGCAUCUUGGUUUAAUAUUAGACCAGAUUUAAAGGACACGAUUAGAAACGUUUUAAUUUCAUUUAAACAGCAGUGUGGUGAAGAAAAUUGGCUUCAGUUCUAUAGUCAGUUUCCCGAGGCCUUGAAGAGUAGACUAUUUGACAUCUACGGGGUGUGAUUUGGUAAAAUCUUUUUUGGGGAUAAUUGAAAUUGGGUGGGAAAGCUUGAGUGCACCUGCCUUAAGUUUGUUCGCGUUCUAUUAUUUCCUAAUUAUACCGCAUGGGUGGGAUUUAAUUUUGCAAAACUGAUUAGGUAAUUUUCUGUUGAGACAAACAGUAUUUAAAUAUUGAUUUCUAAAACUUUUUCACCGUCAGCAGCAGAAAAGUUUUUUCAUUAUGUCCAGAGGAGGUUUUUGUUUUAGCCGUGAAAGCCCAGAUAUCCCAGAGAAAAAUAAAUGAAGCAUUGUGAUAAGUAGUUAACGUUUUAUAACUGAGUAAAUUAUCAAAAAAGCGAUUUUUAUUUUUAUAUCAUUAUUCUAAAGAAUGAGAAAUUUAUUUCUUUAAAAUGUUUCUUAAGGUCGCAAUGUUUCUUAUAUUACAUUGUUUCUUAUAAUGUUGCAAUAUUAUGUUGUAAUUACAGGAAAUGUCAAAGUGAGUUUAUAUUCAAUUUUGUGCCAAAUGGGAGAAAUUAAUCUUUUUUUAAAAAGCAACUAGUUUCAAAAGCAUUUUAUAAAAAUUAUACACAGCCCUAGUCAUUAUAGGGUUUGUGAUAAUUCUUUAACUUUUUUCUUCCUCGUCUUAAAUACCACAGAUAUAUUGUUAAAUGGGUGUCAAUUAUGUGUUGAGAUUCUUUAUUAUUUUGUAAUUUGAAUAAUUAAACUUCAUAAUGGCAUAUCCUGUCUAAAACUACAAUGUGAGCGUGUUAAGUGAUUUAUAACCCAAUGCUGGUAAAAGCAUGGCGAUUGUUGCAUGCAUUUUUCAAGAUUUGUGACUGUAUUGUAUUACUUACAUUGUAUACCGUUGUUUUAAUGUGAUACGCAAAUUAACCGUUUCUUCGUUAGCAAUAAUGGUGUCGAUUUUCGAAAACUCAGUACUUAAUCAUAUUUGUUUUUGUGCCAAAUUUUGUUUGUUUUAUAUUUUCGUUGUUGUUUUAUAUCCAGCUUAUAAAUCUUAUGUCAAUUUAACAUUCCUGAU
Molecule: messenger RNA, 3815 nt
Organism: Cylas formicarius (sweet potato weevil)
Lineage: Eukaryota; Metazoa; Arthropoda; Insecta; Coleoptera; Brentidae
Product: transportin-2-like
Exons: 2
Coding region: 116-2800 (894 amino acids)
Biological process (GO): protein import into nucleus
Cellular component (GO): nucleus; cytoplasm
Molecular function (GO): nuclear import signal receptor activity; small GTPase binding
Source: RefSeq, a predicted model, not a curated record